Penicilliopsis zonata CBS 506.65 is the source of this 5421-nucleotide messenger RNA. RefSeq lists its product as hypothetical. Gene Ontology annotation, biological process: actin filament bundle assembly; barbed-end actin filament capping; mitotic actomyosin contractile ring assembly. The transcript has 3 exons. The coding region runs from base 1 to 5421 and encodes 1806 amino acids. Gene Ontology annotation, cellular component: cell division site; mating projection tip. The record is from RefSeq and is a predicted model, not a curated record. Gene Ontology annotation, molecular function: small GTPase binding; actin binding. NCBI's taxonomy places the organism in Eukaryota, Fungi, Ascomycota, Eurotiomycetes, Eurotiales, Aspergillaceae.
AUGCCUACCAGUUCGUCCUUAUCCGACAAACCGAGACAAUCCUCGAACAGCAAAUCGUUCUUCGGGAGGAAGCUGCACAAGGAGAGACCGGGGGAAGAAAGACAUUAUGAGGGAAGCAGCGGGUACGAGUCGCUAGUGCCGCCGGCCAGCUCGACUGCAGGUUCUCGUUCGUCUCGACAUUCCAAACGGUCGUCGAUGCACUCGAUGGAGGCCCCUUAUGAGUCUGACUCAAGCGGCUUGGCGAUGACGGCCGGGGUGAUCACCUCCAUUCCCUUUGAUAGUCUUCCCGCGGAGACCAAGACCCCAGUCACAGUCGACUAUCUGUCCAGGGCGGGGGAGGUGUCGCCGCGGAAGGAACCCUCGCCAAACCACAUCGCAAAGAGCGGAGGAGACUUUCAUCAAUAUCCAGCGUGGAACCCCACUACGAGUCCACCUAACGGGCUUUCCUCUCAUCCCACUGGGCCCCGUCCGCCGCCGCAUGCCUCCAACAACGUUGGAAGUGCGUCGUCCUUGUCCAGCGACAAGGGACAUCGAUACCAGCAGUGGGCUCGACCGGGAAGCUCGGCAGCGAACACUGGGUUUAGCCACAAUUCAGCGUCAACCGUCGACUCCUCUUCGAAUUCUCGGCUGUCGUUCGACCAACAGAGCAUCUACUCGACUCUUUCCUCCAACACGCGGGGUUCUAGUUAUUUCUCCUCCGACGGGUCUUCUCGUACACUGACAACAUCCACUUCGGCGGACCGUGCAACCUUCUUUCCCAACGCACGCAUGUCGAUCGUCCAGUCUUCCUUACAAGCCAUCCAGCCCGCGGCAUCCUCCCUGGCGUCGUCUGGCAUCUCUCCCGAACAAUAUCUUACCCGUCCGAAAGACGACCAUAUUGUCGACGAGCUUUUCCUUGAGCUGAUGCAGAAACGAGGAUGGCAAAAUCUUCCCGAACAGGCCAAGAGGCAAAUGCUUGCAUAUCCCGCUUCGAAGAAGUGGACUCUGGUUCAUCAGGAUCGGUUGACUGAGCUGCAAGGCGAACAGAAGAGGCGCCAAAAUGCUCGACAGACUCAUGGAAAUGAUGGCCAUUCAGGGAUUCUGGAACGUGCCGAUGAGGAGGGCAGUCCGGAAUGGUAUGUGCGGAAAGUCAUGGAUGAUACAAUCACUUCCAAGCAACUCGCCAGCUUGAGUGUCAGUCUACGGACUCAGCCAAUUAGCUGGGUGAAAGCUUUCGUCGAAGCACAAGGCCAAGUGGCUUUGACAAAUGUGCUUUUGAAAAUCAAUCGCAGAAAGGUGUCUGGGCCGGUGCCUGCUCCGUCUGUCGACAAGGACCUCGACCGUGAAUAUGAUAUCGUGAAGUGUCUAAAGGCGCUCAUGAACAACAAGUACGGAGCCGACGAUGCCCUCUCACACCACCAGGUCAUUAUAGCCCUCGUGAGCUCUCUGCUCUCACCACGGCUGCACACGCGAAAGCUUGUCAGCGAGGUCUUGACCUUCUUGUGCCACUGGGCAGAAGGUCAAGGUCAUCAAAAGGUUCUACAGGCCAUGGAUCAUGUCAAGAAUCACCAUGGCGAGACGGGACGCUUCGAUGCAUGGAUGCGUAUUGUCGAAGUGACAAUAGACGGCCGUGGGAAAAUGGGAAGCUUGGUAGGAGCAAGCGAAGAAUACCGCAGCGGAGGCAUCGGCAUGGAGAACCUUUUGAUGGAAUAUGCCGUUUCUACCAUGCUACUCAUCAAUAUGCUCAUCGACGCCCCCGAAAAUGACUUGCAGCUGCGAUGUCAUAUCCGAGCCCAAUUCAUCUCAUGUGGCAUCAAACGCCUUUUGGCGAAGAUGGAAGGCUUUCAGUAUGAGGUCAUCGACAAGCAAAUUGAACGGUUCAAAGAAAACGAGGCCAUCGACUAUGAGGAUCUCCUGCAGCGAGAAGGCAGCAGCGUUAAGGACAGCAUUGAAGGGGAGGUGAAGGAUAUGAGUGAUCCCCUGCAGAUUACAGAUGCUAUCCAAUCGAAGAUACAGGGAAGUCGGGCCCAUGACUACUUCCUGUCCGCCAUGCAGCAUAUGCUCCUGAUCCGCGAGAACUCUGGUGAGGAUGGUCUAAGAAUGUUCCAACUUGUGGACGCCAUGCUCAGCUAUGUUGCUAUGGAUCGACGGCUCCCGGAUCUUGACCUACGCCAAGGCCUGAACUUCACAGUGCAGAGCUUACUAGAUCGGCUUCAUACAGACGCCGAGGCAAGACGAGCGUAUGAUGAAUCUUUGGAGGCACGUCAGAUCGCCGAAGCCGCUCUGGCUGAGCGCGACGAGAUGAAAUCGCAGGUGGAGCUGGGAGCAGACGGCCUGGUAAAGAAAUUACAGAAACAGAUCGAAGAACAGACCGGUAUCAUUGAACUUCAGGCCAGACAGAAUGAGAACUCGAAAGCUGAGCUGGCAGAGGUUCAGCGGCUCCGCGCCCAAGAGCUUCAGCGAAAUGAGCUGGAAACACGGGAGCUUUACCUGAUGCUUCGAGAUGCCCAGGAUAUUGCCGCGUCCAAUGCGAAGAAGAGCAACCUUGAAAAUAUGGAUCCAUCGCAAAUGCGUGGAAUCCUCGACCGGGAGAAGCUGCUUGAGAGGUUGGAGAUGCAACUUGAAAGGACAAAAACGCAGUUCAAACUUGAAGGAAAGGUUUGGGGUCAACAUGGACCCUCGGACAGAUUGCGGGAACUCCGAGAACAGAUGGACGGGGAUGGGGAGUUGACAGAAGCAUUCCAGGAGCAGGCUCGCCGUAACCUGGACACGACCGCGUUUGGAUCUGUUUACCGCAAGAGAAGCCAUGUACCUGGGAUGGAGCUGGACGCGGAGGUACUGUCAUCCUUGGAAGAGGCAGGAGCCGAAGAAGCCGUUGAAUAUGAGAAACCGCGUCUUGUGCACCUGCAGCGGCCUCGUAUGAACCCGGCUGAAGCAACCGGAUUACUGGGGGAAAUUGCGUCUAAAGUACCCAAAUAUGAUGCAGACGAACCAGAGAGUGGCGAGGAAACUCCUACCGUUCCCUCAACGACAGAGCCUGACACGAAGACUACCCCCGAGGAGGAAAGUACAGGUAAAGAUAAGGACGAAACCGGAGACAUCAAAACAGACGGAGAGAAAGCAGCACCUCCACCGCCGCCGCCUCCUCCUCCUCCCCCUCCUCCUCCUCCUCCGCCUCCGCCUCCGCCUCCGCCUCCACAUUCAGGCUUGGGGGCAGGCCCUCCACCACCGCCGCCACCGCCACCUCCUCCACCUCCUGGUGCUUUGAUGAAGGGUGUCCCUCCGCCUCCGCCUCCUCCGCCACCUCCGCCUGGAUUUGCUGGUGGAAUCCCGCCCCCGCCGCCACCACCACCGCCUCCGGGGGCUUUCGGUAUGCCUCCUCCCCCGCCGCCACCUCCAGGGGGUGUGGUUGGGGGUUGGAGAAGAGCCAACUACGUGCCAGAUGGCCCCUCUAUUCCAGGGGUUGUCAUGUCCUCUAUCAGACCUAAAAAGAAGCUCAAGGCACUCCAUUGGGAUAAAGUGGAUACUCCUCAGGUGACAGUGUGGGCAGCGCAUGCACCCACACCGCAAGAAAAGGAGGACAAGUAUACAGACUUGGCAAAGAAGGGUGUCCUGGAUGAAGUUGAGAGGCUCUUCAUGGCGAAAGAAACGAAGAUCUUUGGCAGCGGGACUGCAGCAAAACAACGAAAGGACAAGAAACAAAUCAUUUCGAAUGACCUGUCGAAGACAUUCCAAAUCGCUAUGGCCAAAUACUCCCAAAUUGCCGCGGACGAGGUGACGCGCAUGAUCAUUCACUGUGAUCCUGAACUCUUGGAUAACAUGGUUGUCAUGGAUUUUCUGCAGAGAGAUGAUCUAUGCGCCAUUCCAGAAAACGUUGCCAAACUAAUGGCUCCUUACAGCAAGGACUGGACUGGUCCUGAUGCUGCCAGUUCUGAACGUGAACAAGACCCAAAUGAACUCACACGCGAAGAUCAGAUUUAUCUGUACACGGCAUUUGAACUGAAUCACUAUUGGAAGGCUAGAAUGCGCGCCCUCGCAUUGACACGCUCCUUCGAGUCUGACUACGAACAUAUCUCUGCCAAGCUUCAAACCGUGGUCCAAGUCAGCGAGUCACUCAGGGACUCUGUUUCCUUGAUGAAUGUGCUCGGUCUCAUUUUGGAUAUUGGUAACUUCAUGAACGAUGCAAACAAACAGGCCCAAGGGUUCAAGCUGGGCUCCUUGGCUCGGCUAGGAAUGGUCAAGGAUGACAAGAACGAAACCACGUUCGCUGAUCUUGUUGAGCGGAUCGUCCGAAACCAAUAUCCAGAAUGGGAGGGCUUCGUGGACGAAAUCUCGGGUGUGAUCAAUCUGCAGAAGCUGAACGUUGAUCAACUCCAAACCGAUGCGAAGAAGUACAUCAACAACAUUAAAAACGUCCAGGCAAGCUUAGAUGCUGGUAAUUUGAGCGACUCUAAAAAAUUCCAUCCUCAAGACCGAGUGAGCCAAGUGGUACAACGGAGCAUGAAGGAUGCUCGACGCAAGGCUGAACAGUUGCAACUUUACCUAGACGAGAUGGUCAAGAGCUAUGAUGACAUCAUGGUGUUCUACGGGGAAGAUAAUACUGAUGAGAAUGCCCGUCGUGAUUUCUUUGCAAAACUGGCUGCCUUUUUGCUGGAAUGGAAGAAAUCGAAGGACAAAAAUGUUUCCCUGGAAGAGAUGCGGAGGCGGACAGAAGCGUCGUUGGCUCGCAAACGCAUCAACCCAGCGCUCGCGAACAAUGGCGCAUCCAGCGGAGAUAUACCGAAUUCGCCCGCCACUAGCGGUGCCAUGGACUCACUCCUGGAGAAGUUGCGCGCGGCGGCUCCCCAGGCUCGUGAUCAACGGGACCGUCGUCGGCGUGCUAGGCUCAAAGAAAGACACCAGGUUCGCGUUGCGUCCGGACAGAAAAUGCCUGAUAUGCUUGGAGCCGAGACCCCAAAGAACGGCGCGGAGGACGAAGCUGUUGAUCGACCCACUGCAGAGAACAACCUGCUAAGCCCCAACAGUGCCGAGGAAGACGAGAACCUUGCCACCAAAGAGACCCAAGUGUCCGAAGGCGAAGACAUUGCUGACCGUGCCGCCAGCAUGCUUCAAGGGCUCAGAACCAACACCGAGGCGGAUGGGGAGCGCGUGCGGCGCAGACGAGAAAGCGCAGAGGAAGAACGACGCAAUCGCCGGUUACGAAGGCGCAAUGGAGCUACCAAUGGUAGCAAAGACAGCGCGGAUACCUCCGUUCUAUCUCCAGUCAAGGAGCCAACCUCCCCGACGAGAACCGACCCUGCCGAGCCCGAUGAAUCCAGUCUCUCCGGCCUCGGACAUGAGGAAGAACCACCGUUAACACCGUCCAUCAUCGUGUCAGAUGACAUGGCGGACGAAACCGUUGAUCCCUCGUCUCCGAACAAGCCGAUAGAGUUGUCGGGUUGA